CUAGAAUUUUUUCCCGAGGAGUCCUUUUUUUCUGCGCACAACCUCAGAUAUUAGCAACGGUUAAAUUGUUAACCUGCCGCGUCUCCGACGUCCGUUCUUGCUCCACCACUCCGACGCUCUGUCAGCUACCUCUUAGCCACUGCCAGCCUGUCGAGGGGACUGCCACCAUUCUCACGCUUUGAGUUAUUGCCAGCGGCCAACCAUUUCGGUGCUUUAUCACCCACAAAUCUCGAAAGGAGGCGUUUCACUUUUCAGAAUUAUCUUUUGAAAGUGCAAUUUGCCAAAGGUGUCUCCUUGGUGUUUCUGAUAUCCGACUAGGACAAAACUGUGGGUUGGUCUGUACUGAACCAUAAACCUCAACCCCAUUCUUCAUGCAUUUGUAAUCUUAGGAAUGGAGGUGGCUUUGGGUGCGCAAGAUGCAAUGGAAUGGUCUUACAGGGGAGAAGGAGCAGCCAAUUUAGUUCUUUUCUAUUGCGGAAGAUCUCCUCAAUUUGUUGGCAAAGUUUUGAGGAUUCAAAAGGAUCGAGCAAAUGGGUCUGAAAAUAGAACCGGUCAUUCGAGCUUAACCAUUCCUGAAAGACAUCUUUGGAAAGAUGUCAAAGAGCUUGUAUCUGCCCCCACUAGGGAAAUUGCAGGACACUUCUUUGCCCAGCAUGUAAUGGAACCAUUAUUGGGUCCUAAACAUAUUGAUGCUGGGGUUUGUAUCCUUGUAUCCAAAGAAUUUUUGGAGGCAGUUGAAAAGAAUGCUCUUCAGGUACGCCCCCCUUGGCGGGUAGAUGCUGCUAAAGUUAAUCUCCUGAGUGAUUCUGCUAUACUUAUGUCUGAUCAUUCAACAUUCCCCCAUGUUACACCUGAAGAGGAACUGUGCAUAUGUGUUGAAAUAAAGCCCAAAUGUGGAUUCCUUCCACAGUCAGAAUUUAUUAAAGAAAGUAAUGCUGUAAAAAGGAGAAUUAGUCGUUUCAAAAUGCACCAGGCUCUUAAGGUUGAUCAAGGGAAGUUAUCAUAUAUAAGUGGAUAUGAUCCACUGGAUAUGUUUUCUGAGUCGAAAGACAGAUUGGACAAAGCAAUGAUGGAUCUUUUUAUGACCCCACAAAAUAACUUCCGAGUAUUUUUGAAUGGUUCUCUCAAAUUUGGGGGCCUGGGUGGUGUUGCAGAAGCUACAAAUGCUAAAGAUAGUCAAGAAUUCGAAGAUGUAUUAAAGAAUGUAAUUUUGGCAGAAGAAGGAAUGCGUACUAAAUAUUUUCUUGGACUCAUUUCUGAGGCUCUCUUAAGUUCAGGGGUACUAAAUCGACUUCUUGAAGUCCAGAAGCUCGAUAUUUUAGACGUUGAGGAAAGUGGGAAGAUUUUGAGGGACUAUUUAAUAGCUACUACUGCAAAGGAUUUGGGUAUUAUGAUAAGCUUCAAACCUCAAAAAGAUGGGAAUAGCGAGUCUGCUUAUAGUCUUGUCUCCUUAAAGUCAACAAACCAACAUUUUAAUUACAAGGUAUCUUUCAUUGAUUUGGACCUGAAAUAUUUGAAUAAGAUGGAAUUCUACUAUGAGCUAGACCAGAAGAUUGUCAAAAGUUACAUAAAGAUGAUAAAUGCACAGCACGCGAGAAAGAUGGUUGUCUUUCCAGAACCCUCCGCGGCGAGCCUUUCCCUCUCCUCCGGCUCCGUUCUGGCCGCCGCCACAUCUCUGGCCGCCUCCGCCAUCUUCCUCCGGACCAUAGCCACCGACCUCGUCCCCGUCGCUCUGCGCUCCCACAUCUCCGCCCGCCUCCACACCCUCUUCACCCGCUUCUCCUCGCAGCUCACCAUCGUCAUCGAAGAAUCCGACGGCCUGACCUCGAACCAGAUGUUCGAGGCCGCCGCCCUUUUCUUGGGGACCAAGAUUUCCCCUGCCACGCGGAGGAUCAAAGUGGUCAAACCAGAGAAGGACGAGGAACUGAUCUUGACCGUCGAUCGGAGCCAAGAGAUCGUCGAUUUCCACGGCGGCGUGAGGGUGGAGUGGGUCCUCAAAUCGACGGAGCUCAAUACACCCUCCGGCAAAGGGAACGCCGCCGCCGCCAGAACAGAGCACAGGUAUUUCGAGCUGAGAUUCAACAAGAAGCACAGAGAGACCGUCCUGAAGGUCUACUUGCCGCACGUUCUGAAGACAUGGAAGGAGAUGAAGGAGCAGAGGCGCUCGGUGAGGCUGCACACGGUGGAUUACAACGGAACGGACUACUGGAGCUCGGUCGUGCUGAACCAUCCGGCGAGCUUCAAAACCAUGGCUAUGCCGGAGGGGGCGAAGAAGGAGAUAAUCGAGGAUUUGGACAGGUUCAUAAGCAGGAGGGAUUAUUACAGGAGAGUGGGGAAGGCAUGGAAGAGAGGGUACUUGCUGUAUGGCCCUCCCGGUACAGGGAAAUCCAGCUUGGUGGCAGCCAUUGCCAAUCACCUCAAGUUCGAUGUCUAUGAUCUCGACCUCCGGGAGGUGCAGUGCAAUUCGGAUCUGAGAAGGUUGUUGAUCGGUUCCGCCAACCGCUCCAUCCUCGUGAUCGAAGACAUUGACUGCAAUGUCGGAUUGCAGAGUCGCGAAUCGAAUAAUCAAUCCCCCGAGGAAGACAAGAUAACGCUCUCCGGGUUGCUAAACUUCAUGGAUGGAUUGUGGUCGAGCUGCGGGGACGAGAGGAUCAUAGUGUUCACCACGAAUCACAAGGACCGUCUUGACCCUGCAUUGCUCCGCCCUGGACGCAUGGACGUCCACAUUCACAUGUCCUACUGCACUUUCUCCGGCUUCCUCACCCUCGCCGCUAACUACCUUAAGAUAGACCACCGCCACCACGGCCACCAUGUUCUGUACCCGGAGAUUGAGCAGCUGCUUUUGAAAGUCAAUGCGACGCCGGCUGAAGUUGCCGGGGAGCUUAUGAAGAGUGAUGAUGCAGACACUGCUCUAGCCAACCUCAUCACCUUCCUUCAAAACAAGGAACACUCCUAAUGAGUGUAUGCCAUUCCCCUUUGAAGCUGUACAUUAUUUUAGAGGUGAGAGGGUAGUAGUUUUUUUCACCAUUUAAUUUCAUUUUAGUAAUAGAAUUCAUUUAUUUAUAUUUUUUUCUUCUGGACAUGCAUAGAGUGAAGACAAAUUCAUUUUAAGAUAAGUUUUUGAAGCCAUUCUAUUCUGUUUCAUCCAACUUUUGUAUGGUUGAGUGUCUCAUUUGGUCCUCCAAAUUUGGGGAAGGACCAGACCCGGACCAGUGGUCUUUUGUGAAAACACUAUAUUGGGAUCAUACUAGCACCAGUCCGAAAAUGUAACAUUAAAAUAUAAAUUUACAUAAAUACUUCUAUUUUUU
Cuscuta campestris is the source of this 3308-nucleotide messenger RNA. The record is from the annotation of a GenBank genome assembly. Lineage: Eukaryota; Viridiplantae; Streptophyta; Magnoliopsida; Solanales; Convolvulaceae.